Messenger RNA from Sus scrofa (pig), 1623 nucleotides. RefSeq names its product adhesion G protein-coupled receptor E2-like. Lineage: Eukaryota; Metazoa; Chordata; Mammalia; Artiodactyla; Suidae. Gene Ontology annotation, cellular component: plasma membrane. Gene Ontology annotation, biological process: cell surface receptor signaling pathway; adenylate cyclase-activating G protein-coupled receptor signaling pathway. The record is from RefSeq and is a predicted model, not a curated record. Gene Ontology annotation, molecular function: G protein-coupled receptor activity.
AUGUUCAGGAAAGAAAGUGAGAACACAUGUCAAGUUGUCAAGCCUGAGAAUACCACAAAGGAUCAGGACUCAGAAAAAUGUUGUGUCAGACCUGAGCAGGAUGACAAGAACACCCCAACAUACACACUUGGAGAUCUGGAUGAACAGAAGAGGCUCCCAUCUGGACCAGACAGCAAGAGAGAUCAUCAUAAGGAACCAUUGCCACAGGGCCAAACCUCUCCCAAGGAGGUCAAACCAGGCUCCAUGGGGGGCCAGACUGAUGGGGGACAGAAGAAGAAGGCUAAGCCCCACUGGCAAGAAGCCAAAGGGAUCAUCUUCCCCACCUGGGCUGCACCCUCAAGAGUCAAGAGCAAGAGGUUCUCCCGCUUCUUUGACAGGGUCCAGUAUCUGAGUAGAAACUUCAAUUCAGCCUCUGUCCAGAGCACUGUCCAGGAAGUCAUACAGGAAGUGGAUGAAAUGCUGGAGAGCCCCGGGGACCUGGGAAACCUGGCCCCCACAGAGCAGCACUCUGUGGCCACUAACCUGCUCUUUGGCCUGGAGAAUGUCCUAAGAGGGCUGAGCAAGGCCCUGCACAAUGGGUCUGCGACAUUCACUUCAUCUGCAGGCACAGAAUUCUCCCUGAAGGUUAUGGAGGAAGAAGAUAGGAAUAUCACCUUGACUCAAAAUCAGACAAAGAUGCUGCUGACCUGGGAUACACUGCACAAAUCUAGUGAUUCAGGUCCUAUUGUGGUGGGCCUUGUCUCUACACCAGGGAUGAGAAAAUUGCUUGCCAAUGUCUCUUUGGUCCUGGAUACUGAGGAGGAGAUAGUUCUGCAUGAGAUGCAAAUGGUCUUGAGACAGGAAAUCUCCCCCAUCCUGCUGUCAAAUGUGGUAUCCGCCUUUAUCAACCGCAAUAACACACAGAACCUCAACUCCCCAGUUACCUUCAUCUUUCAGCAUUCAGUGACCCUUGGGCCAAGGCAGAAAGUGUUCUGUGUCUUCUGGGAGAAUAGCCAGAAUGGAAGUGGUCAUUGGGCCACCAAUGGCUGCAGGAUGGUGGGCACCAAAGACAAUAGCACCAUCUGCCAGUGCACCCACCUCAGCAGCUUUGCCAUCCUCAUGGCUCAUUACGAAGUACAGGAAGAGAAUACUUCACUCAAUGUGAUCACCUACAUCGGGCUGACCCUCUCUCUGCUGUGCCUUCUCCUGGUGGCCCUCACCUUCCUGCUGUGCAAAGUCAUCCAGAACACCAGCAUAUCACUCCACUUGCAGCUCUCCAUCUGCCUCUUCCUGGCCCACCUGCUCUUCCGAAUAGCCAUCGACAGAACUGAGAUCAAGGUGCUGUGUAGCAUCAUCGCAGGUGCCUUACACUAUCUCUACCUGGCCUCCUUCACCUGGAUGCUGCUGGAGGGCCUGCACCUUUUCCUAACUGCAUGCAACCUAAUGGUGGUCAACUACUCCAGUGUGAACAGGUUCAUGAAGAAGCUCACAUUCCCUGUGUGCUAGGGAGUCCCAGCUGUGAUUGUGACCAUAUCUGCAGCAACCCAGCCUCAUCUCUAUGGAACAUCCAGCCGAUGCUGGCUCCACACAGAAGAAGGAUUUAUAUGGACCUUUCUUGGUUCUGUCUUUACAUCUUCUCUGUGA